Messenger RNA from Balearica regulorum gibbericeps (East African grey crowned-crane), 815 nucleotides. Lineage: Eukaryota; Metazoa; Chordata; Aves; Gruiformes; Gruidae. The record is from RefSeq and is a predicted model, not a curated record.
CAAAGGCAGCCUUGGAGCAGCAGGCUCCUGCCCAGACACAGCCUCCAGCCUCGGGUAAGCAGCAUCGCCAGGGUGCUCUCCCAGAUCUUCUCCAUCGUGGUGUUUGGCUCCAUCGUGAACGAGUGCUACGUGAACAAGGACAGCCGUGACCCCGAGCUGCACUGCAUCUUCAACGAGAAUGAGAGUGCCUGCAGCUACGGCAUCGCCGUUGGCAUCAUUGCCUUCUUUGGCUGUAUCUUCUUCUUUAUCGUGGACCUCUACUUCCAGCAGAUCAGCAGCGUGAAGGACCGCAAACGGGCCGUCCUGCUGGACCUCGGCUUUUCAGGUUUCUUGUCCUUCCUGUGGUUUGUAGCCUUCUGCUUCCUAGCAAACCAGUGGCAACGGACGACGAUGAGCAAAGGGGUUUUGCAAGGAGCAGACGCUGCCCGGGCAGCAAUCACCUUCUCUUUCUUCUCUAUCAUCGUCUGGGUCGCGCUGGCGGUGAAGGCGCUGCAGAGAUACCGGCUGGGGACGGACAUGUCGCUCUUUGCCACCGAUCAGUUCACCACUGACCCCAACGCGGCGUACCCCGGCUACCCCACCGGCAGCGGCAUCGAGAGCACAGAGACCUACCAGAGCCCCCCCUUCACCGAGACCUUAGAAGCCAACCCGAAAGGUUACCAAGUGCCAGCGUACUGAGGGACAAGGGCUGCGUACCAAGAGACCGAGUCCUACGGUGCAGUACACUUAACCGGUUGAUUGCAAAUGUAUUCAGUCCCAUUUCUUUAAUGUGGCAAGUCAGUGCUGGGUUCCUUACUAUUAGCUAGUUGUGCAGU